Molecule: messenger RNA, 1647 nt
Organism: Alternaria metachromatica
Lineage: Eukaryota; Fungi; Ascomycota; Dothideomycetes; Pleosporales; Pleosporaceae
Exons: 2
Coding region: 1-1647 (548 amino acids)
Molecular function (GO): protein binding
Source: RefSeq, a predicted model, not a curated record
AUGAUGUCGCACGUCGUAGUAUUCAACUCGUACGCGAGGACGUUCAAGAUCCCGACUACGCCCAUCAAGUACUUGACAGAGGUGCGCGAUGAGGCGUGCCAGAAGUUUGGUGUCAACAAGGACCAGUUCACGCUCAAAUACAACAACAAACCCAUAUCCCUAUCGCAACAAAUACGGCUCGCAAACCUCCCCCAGGGCGCCCGACUGGAACUCGUCCAGGCCUCGCGAUCACCCACCGUCAUAUCCGUAGCGCUCCAGCUCCCCGCGACCGAGAAGAACGUACGCCUCACAAGCAAGUUCGCGAGCAACACUUCGUUAUGGGAGAUCUUGCGACACUUUGAGAGUGGGCAGGGGGCCAACUACAACUUCACACAGCGCGGCAUCCCCGAGAUGAGCGGCGCAUCCGGUGCUGGCAGGCUGCACUACGAGCAACCUGUCAUCACUGUCAUGCCAGGUCACAAGGAGCAGGCCAACUUUGUUGAGCUACAACAGACUCUCAGUCAGCUGGGAUUUGAUAGCGGCUCAGCAUUAUUAAAGCUGUCCUACAGGAAUAGCGGAACGCCGCUGGAAGAGGCCAUGGCACAGAUAACGCAAUACUUCAAGUCCAGCGAGCCUGCGUCUGUCGGUGCCGAAGGCGCACACGCUUCGACAACUGAUCAAUUAGCCUCAAUACCAGACCCUGCCCAGGCAGCUCCGGAGGCGACAGAAGUCGUAGCAGGCGAAACUGUUCGUAACGAAGAGCCCGAUCCAGAGCCGAUGGAGGUCGACUCCAAACCGGCCGUUAAACCUACACAAGAGCCCGAGGUGUCUACCGAGAACAACGCGGCUGAGAGCAUAGAGAAUACUUCUCCAGCAGCAGCAUUGGCUGCGGCAACGUCAACAGCGUCGUCCGCACCCGUAGAACCCAUUCAAUCACCAGCACCGACCUCCCAACCAUCAUCACAGCCAUCUGAACAAUCUCGCAACGUCCAGAUCUUCUCUGCGCCAACAUCGUCCACUCCGCAAGCAGCGCGAAAUGCCUUCAACGAGAGCGACUACCUCCCUACCAUUGAACACGCAAAAGCACAUCAAAACGCGUUGUUGACCAAGACACGCAAUACGCGUCUGUUGUCUGACAAAGAGUUAGAGGAGCAAGAAAAGGAGCGGCAGGCCAAGAUUGACGCUGCAGCCGAGAAGGGCGGCGCACUCCGCAUUCGGAUGCCGGAUAAUGCGCUCAUUCAGAUGAACUUCACAAAGACCGAUACCGCCGUCGGCCUAUACGACUUCGUACGCGGCUUCCUGGAGAAGAAGAACGAGCCCUUCCAGCUCAAGAACACGGGUCCAACAGGUCGACUCGUCCUCAUUCCCCAGGACAAUAAGCGCUUAGUGCACGAUCUACGUUUCUUCAACAAUGAGCUCGUCACGUUUCUAUGGGCAGACAACGCUAGCGCGGAAGCAAGGGCCAGCCGACAUGUGCUCUCGCAGGAAUCGCAAGCGAAGGCGCAGGCGCUCAAGGUCGAGGAACCGGUACGGGAAGAGAGGGCUCAGCCGCAGGCUUCUCAGGGCCAGACGGUUGCCGACGGCAAGCGCAAGGCUAACAUGAGCAAUGAGGAGAAGGAGAGCAAGCUAAAGAAUCUGCUCGGGAAGGGCUUGUUCAAGAAGAAGUAG